This is a messenger RNA of Zygosaccharomyces rouxii, 999 nucleotides long. Its product is annotated as tyrosine/serine/threonine protein phosphatase MSG5. Gene Ontology annotation, cellular component: nucleus; cytoplasm; cytosol. Gene Ontology annotation, molecular function: protein tyrosine/threonine phosphatase activity; MAP kinase tyrosine/serine/threonine phosphatase activity. Lineage: Eukaryota; Fungi; Ascomycota; Saccharomycetes; Saccharomycetales; Saccharomycetaceae. The coding region runs from base 1 to 999 and encodes 332 amino acids. The transcript has a single exon. The record is from RefSeq and is a predicted model, not a curated record. Gene Ontology annotation, biological process: protein dephosphorylation; negative regulation of MAPK cascade.
AUGUCAGCACAGGAUCCGGCACGGUCGCCGAGGUCUUUUCAAGCAAAAAAUACUAAGAAUCUCUCACUGAACAUUAGCAAACCAUCUACAGCGACAGCAGCAAGAACUACAACAGGACUACAAGACACACCAAUACCAAGACCCGUCGGUCUUGGUGAUACCAAAUUUAGGAGACCAACUCCAUUGAUGAGUCGUAGAAGUGAUGCCGCCAUAUAUACACAGCGAAGGAAUGCUAAUUCCAACGGGAAUAACAAUAGUAAUAAUGGUAAUGGUCCUCGCUUGCACAGGGUCCAUUCUCUGUCUCUUUCUGUCAAGACUACGGAGUUGGAACCGCCUGCAUCAAGUAAACAAAUGUGGGUUCUGCCGCGUAAGAAAAGUUUUGACGAAGAUGUGGAAAAGUCCGGUGUGGGUCCUUCCUCUGCCGAGAAUGCUGGGAAUGCUUACCCGGAUGGACCUCUUUGCGUAGUUUCACCAAAUGUGUAUCUGUAUUCUGAACCAACAUUAGAACAGGCUCUCAAGUUUGAUCUCGUGAUCAAUGUAGCCGCUGAAAUUGCAGAUUUGGGACCGUUAAUACAUCGAGGUAGCGGUGUGGAAUACGUACGAGUACCGUGGACUCAUAAUACUAGAAUCAUUGAUGAACUUCCGAUUUUAACGGAAACGAUUCAUUUAGCACAACAGCGUGGUCUGCGUGUGCUAAUUCAUUGUCAAUGUGGUGUUUCAAGAUCAGCUUCAUUAAUAGUCGCUUAUAUCAUGAGAUAUGAAAAACUGCCGCUUAAUGAUGCUUACGAGAAACUGAAGUCAGUAGCACUUGAUAUUAGUCCAAAUAUGGGAUUAAUAUUCCAAUUAAUGGAAUGGGGGGAGACACUUGAUAGUGAGAGUCGUUUGAUUUCAUCAUUCUCUCAAGAGACUACGCCAAGAACCCCGGGUGAAUAUUUUAAAACUAAUUUAUCAUCAGCUAGUACGUGUAGCAGUACUACUGUGGUAAGUGAAAGGGAGUGA